GUUGCGUGAGCCCAACAUGGCGGCACAGUGCUGAGGUAGCACAGCCCAACGAUUCCGACAGAGCGACGCUCGUCAUCGGCCCCGGUUUUGUUUGUAUAUUUGACACCGACAUAGGAGAGAGGCUCUACCGACAAUGACGGUGUGAAAGAGAGGCGAGCGCCCUGCCAGAGAUGCUACAGCAACAACGUCCAGAACCGCAACAACAGCAGACAGAAAGUACUAAAACCAAGAGCAUGUUUCUGUCCAGAGCGCUUGAGAAAAUCCUCUCGGAUAAGGAGGUGAAGCGGACCCAGCACAGCCAACUGCGUAAAGCCUGUCAGGUAGCACUGGAUGAAAUCAAAGCUGAACUGGAAAAACAAAAAGAUGGCACCGUGGUCGCCCCCAGGGCCAACUACAUUGAGGCAGAUAAAUAUGUGCUGCCCUUCGAGCUGGCGUGUCAGUCCAAGUCUCCACGCAUCGUCAGCACGUCAUUGGACUGCUUGCAGAAGCUGAUUGCCUAUGGCCACAUCACAGGCAACGCGCCGGACAGUAGUGCUCCGGGCAAACGGCUGAUAGACCGCCUGGUGGAGACCAUAUGUAACUGUUUCCAGGGCCCGCAGACAGAUGAGGGUGUGCAACUACAGAUCAUUAAGGCUCUCCUGACAGCGGUUACAUCACCCCACAUUGAGAUCCACGAGGGCACAGUGCUGCUGACAGUCCGCACCUGUUACAACAUCUACCUGGCGAGCCGCAACCUCAUCAACCAGACCACCGCCAAGGCCACUCUCACCCAGAUGCUCAACGUCAUAUUCACCCGCAUGGAAACGCAGGCAGCUCUGGAAGCUCGGGAGAAGGAGAGGCAGCGACUGCAGCAGCAGCCCUCCCCUGUCCCUGGCCGUGUGUCUGGAUCCCCCAGACCCAACUGCACCUUGGACCAAAAUGGGUCCGUGUCACCCGCCCCCAGCCUCCCUGAACCGAGCACCACGCCCACUGCACCAGGGGACACGCCCCCUGUCAAUGGGCAGUCAGAAGAAGGCAGUGCCGAGGAGGAUGGAAGUGCACAGGAACAGAGCCAAGACACCCUGGCCCUACCAGCCACAGAUCCAGUUGUUCCUGAAGUUCCAGAGGUCCGGGAGCCGGAUCCACCCGUGGCUCAGCCUGCAGAGGAGGACGCGGAGGCAGAGGGGAAGCAGGCGGAUCCUGAGAGAGCUCCAGCAGCUGAGGGCCAUCCAGAACCAGAGCCAGAGACUGGACAAGUGCCAGAGUCAGAGCCAUGCCCCCAGACUGAGUGUGAGCACCCAGAGGUCACGCCCCUACCUGGCAGAGCAGCCAGUCAGCAGGUCAAUGGCAUCGUGGACGACCGCACUUCUGAGUCCUCCGCAGAUAUUCUGGAUGCGGAGGCCAUGCAGGGUGGCCACACCACUGCCCGCUUCUCCCACGUUCUGCAGAAAGACGCCUUCCUGGUCUUCCGCUCACUCUGCAAGCUCUCCAUGAAGCCCCUCGCAGACGGACCCCCAGACCCCAAGUCACACGAGCUGCGCUCCAAGGUGGUGUCCCUGCAGUUGCUGCUGUCAGUGCUCCAGAAUGCUGGGCCUGUUUUCCGCACUCACGAGAUGUUCGUCAACGCAAUCAAGCAGUACCUGUGCGUGGCAUUGUCGAAGAAUGGUGUCUCCUCCGUUCCCGAUGUCUUCGAGCUCUCCCUCGCCAUCUUCCUCACCCUGCUGUCGCACUUUAAGGUCCACCUCAAGAUGCAGAUUGAGGUGUUCUUCAGGGAGAUCUUCCUGACCAUCCUGGAAACGUCGUCCAGCUCGUUUGAACACAAGUGGAUGGUUAUUCAGACCCUCACCAGGAUUUGUGCAGAUGCUCAGUGUGUUGUGGAUAUCUAUGUCAACUAUGACUGUGACCUUAAUGCGGCAAACAUCUUUGAGCGGCUGGUGAACGACUUGUCCAAGAUCGCACAGGGCAGGAGCGGUCAGGAGCUGGGCAUGACACCUCUUCAGGAGUUGAGUUUGAGGAAGAAGGGUCUGGAGUGCCUGGUGUCUAUCCUGAAAUGCAUGGUGGAGUGGAGCAAAGACUUGUAUGUCAACCCCAACCUGCAGACCAACCUCGGUCAGGAGCGGCCGGCUGAGGCUGAGGGCGUGGAGGGGAAGCUGCCGGAGCACCUGGCCUCCCGCAGGGGCAGCGCCAGCUCCCUGGACUCCACCGUGUCCUCAGGGGUCCAGCCCUCACAGCCCGACCACCCGGAGCAGUACGAGGUCAUCAAACAGCAGAAGGAGAUCAUCGAGCAUGGCAUCGAGCUAUUUAACAAGAAGCCAAAGCGGGGCGUUCAGUACCUGCAGGAGCAGGGAAUGCUGGGAGUGACGGCAGAGGACAUCGCCCAGUUCCUGCACCAAGAGGAGCGGCUCGACACGACGCAGGUUGGUGAGUUUCUGGGUGAGAACGUCCGCUUCAACAAGGAGGUGAUGUACUGUUACGUGGACCAGCUGGACUUCUGCGAGCGGGACUUUGUGUCCGCCCUGCGGAUGUUCCUGGAGGGCUUCCGGCUGCCGGGAGAGGCACAGAAGAUUGACAGACUAAUGGAGAAAUUUGCUGCCAGAUACCUGGAGUGUAACCAGGGACAGACGCUCUUUGCCAGCGCGGACACGGCCUACGUGCUGGCAUAUUCCAUCAUCAUGCUGACCACAGAUCUGCACAGCCCUCAGGUAAAAAACAAGAUGACAAAGGAGCAGUACAUCAAAAUGAACCACGGGAUCAACGACAGCAAGGACCUGCCAGAGGAGUACCUGUCCUCCAUCUAUGAUGAGAUCGCGGGCAAGAAGAUUGCCAUGAAGGAGAGCAAGGAGUACUCCAUCACACCCAAGUCCAGCAAGCAGAGCGUGGCCAGCGAGAAGCAGCGGCGUCUGCUGUACAACAUGGAGAUGGAGCAGAUGGCCAAAACGGCAAAGGCCCUGAUGGAAGCAGUCAGCCACGCCCAGGCUCCCUUCUUCAGCGCCACCCACCUGGAGCACGUGAGGCCCAUGUUUAAGCUUGCCUGGACGCCUCUGCUGGCAGCCUUCAGUGUGGGACUGCAGGACUGCGAUGACCAGGAGGUGGCGUCUCUCUGCCUGGAGGGCAUUCGCUGUGCCAUCCGGAUCGCCUGCAUCUUCAACUUGCAGCUGGAGAGGGAUGCCUACAUCCAGGCCCUGGCACGCUUCACCCUCCUGACUGCCAGCUCAAGCAUUACGGAGAUGAAGCAGAAGAACAUUGACACCAUUAAGACCCUAAUCACCGUGGCCCACACCGAUGGAAACUACCUGGGCAACUCCUGGCACGAGAUCCUCCGGUGUAUCAGCCAGCUGGAGCUAGCACAGCUGAUAGGCACAGGAGUGAAGACGCGCUACAUAUCAGGGGUGGUGCGGGACAGGGAGGCUGGGAUCAAGGGCUUCCCUGCGGGGGGGGAGGAGUUUAUGCCCCUGGGCCUAGGUACUUUGGUAGGGGGUCAAGACAGGAAGCAGAUGGCCCACAUCCAGGAGUCUGUGGGGGAGACGAGCUCUCAGAGCGUGGUGGUGGCAGUUGACAGAAUCUUCACAGGCUCCACCAGGCUGGAUGGGAAUGCGAUAGUGGACUUUGUGCGAUGGCUGUGUGCGGUGUCGAUGGACGAGCUGGCCUCGCCACACCACCCCCGCAUGUUCAGCCUGCAGAAGAUCGUGGAGAUCUCCUACUACAACAUGAACCGCAUCCGCCUGCAGUGGUCCCGCAUCUGGCAGGUCAUCGGGGACCACUUCAACAAGGUGGGCUGUAACCCCAACAAGGACGUGGCCAUCUUUGCGGUGGACUCCCUGCGGCAGCUAUCAAUGAAGUUUCUGGAAAAAGGAGAGCUGGCCAACUUCCGUUUCCAGAAGGACUUCUUGCGGCCCUUUGAACACAUCAUGAAGAAGAACAGGUCUCCCACCAUCAGGGACAUGGUGAUCCGCUGUGUGACCCAGAUGGUGAACUCCCAGGCGGCAAACAUCCGCUCCGGCUGGAAGAACAUUUUCUCCGUGUUCCACCAGGCUGCCUCCGACCACGAGGAGACCAUCGUGGAGCUCGCCUUCCAGACCACGGGACACAUCGUCAUGAACACCUUCCAGCAGCACUUUGCAGCUGCCAUUGACUCCUUCCAGGAUGCGGUGAAGUGCCUGUCAGAGUUUGUGUGCAACGCUGCGUUCCCAGACACCAGCAUGGAGGCCAUCAGGCUCAUACGCCACUGCGCCAAAUACGUGUCUGAACGACCGCAGGCCCUGAGGGAAUAUACCAGUGAUGACAUGAACGUGGCACCAGGGGAUCGGGUGUGGGUUCGAGGCUGGUUCCCCAUCCUCUUUGAACUGUCCUGCAUCAUCAACCGCUGCAAACUGGAUGUGCGAACCAGGGGUCUUACAGUGAUGUUUGAGAUCAUGAAGAGCUACGGACACACUUUCGAGAAGCACUGGUGGCACGACCUGUUCCGCAUCAUCUUCCGCAUCUUCGACAACAUGAAGCUUCCCGAGCAGCAGACCGAAAAAACGGAGUGGAUGACGACGACCUGCAACCACGCGCUGUACGCGAUCUGUGAUGUCUUCACUCACUUCUACGAGCCCCUCAGUGAGGUCCUGCUGGCCGACCUCUUCACCCAGCUGCAGUGGUGUGUCCGACAAGAUAACGAGCAGCUGGCUCGGUCCGGAACAAACUGCCUGGAGAACUUGGUGAUCCUGAACGGGGAGAAGUUCAGUCCGGAGGUUUGGGACGUCACCUGCGCCUGCAUGCUGGAGAUAUUCCAGAGCACCAGCCCGCAUGCCUUGUUGACGUGGCGACCGGCCAGCCAGGAGGAGGAGGCUGGUGACGGUAAACACAUGGAUGUAGAGGUGGACUCCCAGUCCCAGAGCAGCUUCGAGAGAACCUUGUCAGAACGAGGGCAGAGCCAGAUGUCCACCGCCAGCGAUGACACCUGGAGAGGAAAGUCCCAUGCCAAAAUUUCAGACCAGAAGCUGUUUGCCUGCCUGCUAAUAAAGUGCGUGGUGCAGCUGGAGCUGAUCCAGACCAUCGACAACAUUGUGUUCUACCCCUCCACCAGCAAGAAGGAGGAUGCAGACAACAUGGCCGCUGCACAGAGGGACACGCUGGAGGAGGGAGAGGGAGAGGCAGACUCUGGCCCGGGUGGCGCAGGGGAUCAGGGCAUGUACAAGCACCUCUCCUCCACCCACCUCUUCAAGAUGCUGGACUGCCUGCUGGAGUCGCACACCUUCGCCCGUGACUUCAACUCCAACAACGAGCAGAGAACAGCACUCUGGAGGGCAGGGUUCAAGGGGAAGUCGAAGCCCAACCUGCUGAAGCAGGAGACCAGCAGCCUGGCUUGCAGCUUGCGCAUCCUCUUCCGCAUGUACUCAGACCAGAAGCUGCAGGACUCCUGGCCGGACAUCCAGACACGACUGCUGCUAGUGUGCAGCGAGGCUCUGGCCUACUUUAUCACCCUGACGUCAGAGAGCCACCGUGAGGCCUGGACCAGCUUGCUGCUUCUUCUGCUCACCAAAACCCUCAGACUCCCGGACGACAAGUUCAAGCCCCAUGCCUCCUGCUACUACCCUCACCUGUGCGAGAUGAUGCAGUUCGACCUCAUCCCAGAGCUCCGCGCCGUCCUGCGCCGGUUCUUCCUGCGCAUCGGCUCCGUCUUCCACAUCGCCGCCUCCGAGGGGACGCAGCUGCGGCCAGGGGGGCCCUGA
This is a messenger RNA of Megalops cyprinoides (Indo-Pacific tarpon), 5693 nucleotides long. RefSeq names its product ADP-ribosylation factor guanine nucleotide-exchange factor 2 (brefeldin A-inhibited) (gene arfgef2). The transcript has 39 exons. Gene Ontology annotation, biological process: regulation of ARF protein signal transduction. The record is from RefSeq and is a predicted model, not a curated record. NCBI's taxonomy places the organism in Eukaryota, Metazoa, Chordata, Actinopteri, Elopiformes, Megalopidae. Gene Ontology annotation, molecular function: guanyl-nucleotide exchange factor activity. The coding region runs from base 171 to 5693 and encodes 1840 amino acids.